Solea senegalensis (Senegalese sole) is the source of this 1565-nucleotide messenger RNA. RefSeq lists its product as uncharacterized. The record is from RefSeq and is a predicted model, not a curated record. Lineage: Eukaryota; Metazoa; Chordata; Actinopteri; Pleuronectiformes; Soleidae. The transcript is spliced from 3 exons. The coding region runs from base 483 to 1382 and encodes 299 amino acids.
UCCAUCAGCGGCCUGCAUGUGACCCUGUGCACUCUGACCUCUGAACUCCGUCAGAAGAGUCACAGCUGAGCGCAUGGCGAUGACGUGCUGCACCAAAACGUCUCCAAACGCACCCUCACACAUGGACAUGUCCAUGUUCGUCACGUUGCAAACGAGCUCGUCCUCGAUGAUUCAAAUAUUGCCGUAAUUAGAGUCAUUAGCUAAGCAGUUGAAUGUGAAUGGACGGGGGUCGGCGCUCUUCGGGGCGCCUCAUUAUGCAGGCGCAUUAAAAGAAGGCGAUGGGGGGCAAAUGGGUGGUUAAAGGAAGGGACAAAAAGAGGGGCAGGGACAGUGAGGAGGGCCAGGAUUCAAAUUCUAAGUGCUAAGUUGUUCCCUUUGUCAGUGGCGUAUAUAACACGCAGAGCUCGAGGAGUCGGUUCUUCAGUGAAGCUGCGUGGAGUUCAUCAGCGAAGAUUCAACCGCCUGGAUUUGGAACUCUCACCAUGUCCUCGCACUGCGUUUGGAUUUCUUUAUUUCUCCUCUCGGUGAUGACAGGUGACACUGGAGUAUGCGCUCGCGCGGUACAGGCGCGUGGAUUCGUGUCGCCGCGGCCUCAAAGAACAACCGCGUUUCAGACAACAUCACGCGCGGAGUGGACGAGGCGGCGGAGGCGCGCGGUGGAGGAGACGCACCGCGGGGAGCGCUGCGCGGAGCUGGCGGCGCCGUGGAUGGAAAACACGCAACAAGCGCCUGAGGAUAACGCGACCGUGUUGCAACUCCGCGGUCGGCCUUUCACCGCGGGAUCGUCCCGGGGUCUCGUGUUCCCCGGGAAAUCUCUCUUCAACUUAGUCCGGCGGGUUUACCAGUGCUGUCAGGAGGGACUGACCUGCAGGCGCGUCAAGGGGAUCCAAGGUCGCAUGAAAGGAGACAGAGAUGUGGAGUUCCUCCUGACCAAGGAGAUUUUGUCACUGAAAGUCAUGAGAGCUGAGCUCCACCUUCACAUUUCUAACCCACAUCACCUGGACGUCCACCCCGUGCUUCCAUCCAUGGCUAAGCGCAACCUUCCCACCAGGUACAGUUUGUGGUCGCGGGGCAGCAGCGUGGAGCUCAGAGUGGACUUGCUGUUCCUCCUCCAGAGUCUGCAGGAGGUGGCAGGUGGUGCCAGAGGGGGUCCCAGCUUGGUGAACAUGCGGGGCAUGGCGUUAUCCUCCGGGGGGGGGAGAAACCCCGCUCCUCUGCAGGACGCCGAUGGCCACGCGUGGGGGGAUGGUGUCGCCAGCGAACUGCCUGCCCUGGAGUUAGGCCUGGUCCUGGGCUGCAGCCGGGGCGGAGCGGCGGUGUCGUGUGGAAGUGGCGACGUCCACGUCUCACACACGCCGUUCAUGGCUCUGUACUACAGAUGAAGUCCACGCAGGACUGGACAGACUUAAACAGGAAAUCAUGCACUUCAACAUCAAAUCUAUUAAUUUAUAAAUGUCAUGUUUUGUAAUAUAUAUAUUAAUAAUAAUAAUUUGUAAAUAGUUAAACUAUUUACUGUGAGUUUAUGGAAAGUCUUUCUUCAGUCAUUAAAACUCCGUCUAACUUUG